Rangifer tarandus platyrhynchus (Svalbard reindeer) is the source of this 543-nucleotide messenger RNA. The record is from the annotation of a GenBank genome assembly. NCBI's taxonomy places the organism in Eukaryota, Metazoa, Chordata, Mammalia, Artiodactyla, Cervidae.
AUGCCCCCGUGGGUGGCGCUGCUGUUGCUCUGGGCGGCCACUGAGGCCUCCGAGGACUGCCCGGCCGCCUGCGCCUGCCGCGCGCUGAACACCAUGGGGCUGCAGGUGGACUGCCGCGGCCGCGGGCUCGAGGCGCUCCCCGCCCUGCCGGCCCCCACGCGCCAGCUCCUGCUGACCAACAACAGCUUGCGGACCGUGCCCCCCGGCGCCUUCGACCACCUGCCGCAGCUGCAGGGCCUGGACCUGACGCACAACCCCUGGCGCUGCGACUGCGGGCUCGUCUACCUGCGCCUCUGGCUGGAGGACCGCGCGCCCGAGCAGCUGCGGCGCCUGCGCUGCGCCGGCCCCGCCCACGCCGCGGGCCGCCCGCCCGCCGAGCUCAGCGGCUCCGAGCUGGGCGGCUGCGGCUGGAGUCUGCGCGAGUCCUGGGCCCACCCGGGGCCCUGGUGGGACGCGGCGCUGGUCGUCGUGGCCGCUCUGGGCCUGGCUCUCCUGGUGAGCCUGCUGUGCACCGUCCCGGUGCCCCGGGCCAGCCCCCGGUAG